Messenger RNA from Hippoglossus stenolepis (Pacific halibut), 3471 nucleotides. It is a transcript of the gene prob1, whose product is annotated as proline-rich basic protein 1. Bases 444 to 2480 code for a protein of 678 amino acids. Gene Ontology annotation, cellular component: nucleoplasm. The transcript is spliced from 5 exons. The record is from RefSeq and is a predicted model, not a curated record. NCBI's taxonomy places the organism in Eukaryota, Metazoa, Chordata, Actinopteri, Pleuronectiformes, Pleuronectidae.
CUCAGCCUGACUCCACCACUCUUACUCUCUCUCUGCAUAUCUGAACUUCUUUCUCUCGGGCAGGACAGUCAUAGUCAGUGUCCUGACAGAAAAACAUGUUUAUCAGAAAACAGGAAAACUGUAACUUGUCUUAACCAGAACCAGCUCUGAUGGACUAAUGAACCUAAAUAGUUCUGGGUAAAUAUUAUAUCAUGAAAUAUCGAUUUAAAGUUUCAAUUGGGACAACAUAAAAAAAAAAUCCUGCAUCUGGACUAAAAACCUGGAUUACACCUGGUCCACGACUCUGACUACUUCAGCCAAGACCAGGAUGUCUAUCAGAAGUCUAAACAUGGACCUAUGAUUGGAAGUGGUUCCAUCGGUUCCUUUUGAAUCAUCAAAUAUAGAAUUUGAUCCGGGACAAGAAACAGACUAACGUCAAAAACCUUCAGAUUAAAAAGAAAAAAAUGAUGAGCAGCAGAGGAGGAGGAGGAAGAAGAGGGAGGGAGGUCUUCCUCAGCGCUCACCGCUGCCCUGAAGUUGUUCUGCCGCAUCAUCAUAAUUCACGACUUUCUGCUGAGUUCACCUGUACUCGUCCGUCAGAGGCCGAUUACCUGGACGUCUCCUCUAACGUUCACUCUGAGGAGGAAGAGUGUAUCAGUGACUGGUCAGAGGAAGAUCUCUCCCUCUAUUUCUCUCCCUCUGUCAUCCUCCCAUCAGACGAUGAAGACUCAGGUCCAGAGAGCGACUUCAGGUGCGUUGAUGUUGCCGUGGAAACACAGAUGACAGGUCAGGGGGGGGAGGGGCUUAAGAUGGUUCCUAAACGACAGAUUCACCUGAAAAAGAAAAACAAGACCAAGGAAAUUAAUGACAAGGAAAAGAAUGACAAACUACAGGUGAUACUGAAGAAUGAACCUUUUGAAGGGGGAGCAGCGAACAGAGAUGUGUCAACCAAUGAACUGUUCUAUCCAACUGUCCAUCAUCGCCCUGAUCUGUUGCUACGACAACACAGUAUGCCCACUUCCUUCCACACGCGUUCAAUGACCUGCGGUGAUGUCGACAGCUGCGGGGUCUACAGGGGCCUGGUUGCAGGAGCCAGUCCAGGGUUGCUGAUUGGAGGACAAUCGGUGGUGCAGAGACGUUUGCAAAAAUCUGUCUCUCUGGAUGAAACAAAAACAAAGAUGGCAUCAUGCAUCAUCAAGAGUGUCCUCUCCAAGAAGAUGCAGGUCGAGAAGAUCAACACGAAAACAUCGUACCUGAAGAAGAAACACGCAGUGUCACCUAUCGUCCCAUCGGAGGGGGGAGGACUGGAGGCGGGGCCAGGUGUGUUUAAAGCUCCAGUUCACUCGGUGAGAGAUGUCAGAAGUUUGGUUAAAAACACAUACAGCCUCUCGUUCUCUACGGCAACGACACCUGACAAACUCAAACCAGCAAAAUUCAAGGUGGUUAGUCAGGAGGACAGCCCACCCCCCACCUACCAACAGGCCGUAGGGGUCAAAGGUCACUCCACCAGAGGACAUGUCUCUAAGGUCACUGCAUCUUUCAGCCAAUCCCGUGACAGAAAACAGUACAAUGCAUUGAGUCAUCCAAUCACACAGCAGAGACAAGGAAGCGAGCCAAUAAUAAGCAGGAGGAAAGAUGAUUUCAUGUUUCUAGACCCACCCCCAUCCACCUCUGCAACCAUCAGCCAAUUAGAAAGAGCUGACGGUGCAAGUCACCAGGCAGGGGCCUCCCUCCCCUUCUCUGCCCCUCCUUCCCCCUCCUCCUCCACACACCCCCAGGUAGACCAGCAGGAACAACGCCCCCCCCAAGGUGCGUCUUCUCACUCUGUCCCUGCCCCCCUUCAGCGGCUCCAAACCUGUUUCUACACCCCCUCUCAACAUCCUCAGCUGAGGAAGGUGAGCUACAUCCCCAACCCCCUCAACUCCAUCCAGAAUCCCCACCUCCACCAGAGCAGGUCACCUGGAGACACCUCGGACCAGACCAUGAAGAGCUGCCCCUCCCCAGCGACCAGGAGGACAGCAGACCACAACGUCAGUGCUGUGACCCCGCCCACAUUGAAGAAUAAGCAGCAGCAGCCUUUUCUCUGCAGUUUUCAGAGUUUCUUACCUGCACAGGUGAGUAAUGACUUCCUCAUUGACAUCACAGGUUCUGCUGUAACACCUGGAGCUGUCUUCAGUGGCCCCGCCCCAUGUCACGUGAUGUUAGAGCCAAAUGGGCGGUACUGCUAUGUGGAUACACACCCACAGCAUCACAGAAAGAUGCUAUUGGAUCCAGAAACUGGACAGUUCAUUCAGGUGUUCCUACCUGGAGCAAGCCCCGCCCCCAACACUAUGUUCCCCAUGUGUUGUUUCAACCCCGCCCCCACCGUGAUAAACCCCACCCCCACUAUUCUACAGACGAGCAGUGUCAAUCGCGCCGUUCUCUCAGUGAUGAGGUUCCAGCCAACCCUGUACGCCGCCCCCUGCCUCCCCGUCCCCCUGCACACACACACGUCCCCAUGAUAUAUAUCUAUUUAUAUAGAUAGAUCGACGUAACUGUAACAUAUAUAUGUAAAACAGUAUCGAUUAUUUAUUAUUAUUUGUAUAAAAGCAAACAAACAUUAUCUCAAGGCACUUUACACAGUGAGUUCACAAUGAUUUUAUUUUACUUCACAUUUUUCUUUGUUUGUUGAUUUGAUGAUUGAUUGUUUGUUUGAUAAUUGAUUGAUGAUACAACCAGUAGUGAAGUGACGAGCAGAUGAAGUGAAAUAACCUUAUUUGAUUUUGUCUCCUCAUCUUAUCGUGAAUAUUCAACAUAUUUUUAUAAAAAAUGUACAAGAAUAAAUUCAACAGCUUCACGUUUGUUUCUCAGACAAAACAUAAGAACAAUUUUUUUUCUACAAAGCAGUGACGUCACAAUGUUAAAUAUCACAUAAUCAACAGUUAGUUGAUGAACUGAAGACUUGAUGAAAUACAAACGGAACUGACUUACAGUUUAGGUUAACCCGGGUUAAGUCUAACUCAGUAACAAUUGACCCAAACACACAUUCGUUUAAGGGCGAGUGUUAGUUUUAGUUAAACCCGGAUUAACCCUGGGUAAAACUAACACUAACAGAAAAUACAAAGAAAUUAUGGAGACAAAUGAUAAUUUUUUUGUUGUUAUAAUUCUUAGGAUUAUUUAAUCAUAUAUUUUCACGUGGAGUAAAAUACAUUCACAUCAAUAUUAUACAGUUAAUCAAUGUUUUUAUUUCAGUCAAAACUAAUUUUUUUAUACAAAACAUUUCAUGAAUAGAAUUUUUUUCUCUGUUUUUCACACAUUUAAACAAAGUACUUCACAUUUGAAUUUGAUAGAAAACAAAACAUAAAAUAUAAACAAAUAACGUACAAAACACAGUAAAUCAUUAUUACGGAAUCAUUGUUAUUUUUUAUGUUUUUGUAUUUUAACCUAACCCAAUAAUUUCAGAUUCACUAACAUUAUUGAUGCACGUCAUUAAACACGUGAUGGUAAAAAUGA